Messenger RNA from Salvia splendens (bonfire salvia), 1925 nucleotides. Its product is annotated as dual specificity protein kinase YAK1 homolog. Lineage: Eukaryota; Viridiplantae; Streptophyta; Magnoliopsida; Lamiales; Lamiaceae. Gene Ontology annotation, biological process: peptidyl-serine phosphorylation; peptidyl-threonine phosphorylation. Gene Ontology annotation, molecular function: protein serine/threonine kinase activity; protein tyrosine kinase activity. Gene Ontology annotation, cellular component: cytoplasm. The transcript is spliced from 9 exons. The annotation marks the transcript as partial. The record is from RefSeq and is a predicted model, not a curated record.
AUUUGCAGAGUCCAACCUCCUGAUUAUAUUCUAAGGAAUUUAAAAAACACUAGCAAGUUUUUCAAGUUUGUUGGGAGCAUCAACCAUGAUGACAGAGACCAGACUCACAAAUGCAAUUGCAGCAUGUAUCAGGUUUUGACUGAAGAAGAAUAUGCAGCUAGGGAAUCGAAAAAGCCUUCUAUAGGAAAGGAGUACUUCAACCAUAUGAACCUUGAAGCAAUUGUCACGAAGUACCCUUACAGGAAGAAUUUGUCAGAGGAAGAAUUCCAUAAAGAAAGUCAAAUACGAUUAGCUCUUAUUGAUUUCUUAAAAGGGCUCGUUGAAUUUGAUCCGGAUAAAAGGUGGUCACCUUUGCAGGCUUCAAAGCACCCUUUUAUUACUGGGGAACCUUUCACAUGCCCUUUUAAACCUGCUCCAGAGACACCUUACAUGCCCGUUUCUCAAAAUGUUAAGGUGGACCACCAUCCUGCUGGGGGUCAUUGGAUUGCCACUGGUCUGUCUGUUAAUAAUCAAUCAGGAAGAAACAGAGCUAUGAUACCCAGCAGCCCACAUUACCAAUUUAUGCCACAUGUGCAUCCAGGUAGUUAUGGUAGCUUGGGAAGCCAUGGGAGCUACAAUGAUGGCCUGGGGCUUGGAAGCAGUUAUGGAAGUUUUGGUGACAACAACAAUUUCCAUGCAUUUUAUUCUCCGGCAGGUCCUUCUGGAAUGAAUCUCUAUGCACAAAGUGGUAACUCAUUUCUUGGGAAUAGUCCUGAUACUAGGCGCAUGAUGCAACUACCACACGGCGGUGGAAUUGGUUUUAGCCCUGGAAAUUUUGCGCCUAUGUCCCUUGGUUCUAGCCCUUCCCAAUUUACUCCUCCUAGCUCCUAUAGUCAGAUUUCAGCAGGUUCGCCCAGACAUUACGGUCCUCCUUCUCCUGUAAGAGGAAGUUGUCAUGGAUCUCCUUUAGGAAAGAUGGCAUCAGGAAACCAUCACCACAGAAGAAAGAAUUGGUCUCGUCAUGGAAAUUUACAUUCCCAAGAGACUGCAUCGUCUUCUAACUGUCAAGGAAAUGCCAUCGAUAUGAACUUCUGCCAGCCUGAGGGGAACUCUCAGGUAUUUGUAGGCUCUCCAUCUCAUCGACAGCCCAACUUAAAUGCAUCAGCAUGGAGACCACCCCAAGGAGGGAGGAAUGUAGCAUCAAAGCACUCCUCUUCACACAUGCAACUAAUCCAAGGGGGUGCAGUUGAAAAGCAUGAGGCUAAUAACUCACUGCCUGAUCCUGGAGACUGGGAUCCCAAUUAUAAUGAAGAACUUCUUUUGCAAGAGGAUAGUUCAGAUGUGCACAGCAUGACAAAUCAAUUUAUCAAGGGGAUGGACUUGCGACCACCUUCAAUGUCCAUUGAACCGUUGAUUGGAGCUGGAAAUUCAAGUCAGGUCUCCAGUGCUGCUCUUUCAGUGCAAAGGCACGAAGGGCCUAUUCAGUCUUUUUCUCUUGGCGAAGCAGGGAGCAAUCCUCCAAUCCAUGGUUAUGUCCACACAACAUAUUCAACGCCUCAUUUGGCGCUGAAUUCUCCCAGCCGCUUGGGGCAGCAGCCAGUUCAGCGGCACAACAUAGGGAGAUCAGCUCAAUUUCAUGACGGAGGACAUAGAGGAAGCUACUCGGUCUCCAAUGCACCUCAUGGAAGAAAAGAUUACAGAAGGAAUGCAUAAUGUAAAGUGUUAUGAUGAGAUGAGGAGGAGAAAUCAUUAUUUAUAUGUUAGCAUUCCAUUUCCUGCAACUUGUAUUUUUUUCCUUUUUAAACACAUUUUUUUCCUUGAGAGUUUAUUGAGAAAAGAAUGACUUUCGACGUGGCUCUCUGGUUUGAAAUGGGUAAAAGAAAGAAAUUGUUUUUGGGGAUUGAUAUAGAUAUAAGACAAAUGGGUUAUUUAUCAUUUUUGUUAAA